Galeopterus variegatus (Sunda flying lemur) is the source of this 783-nucleotide messenger RNA. It is a transcript of the gene GZMA, whose product is annotated as granzyme A (granzyme 1, cytotoxic T-lymphocyte-associated serine esterase 3). Gene Ontology annotation, molecular function: serine-type endopeptidase activity. Bases 1 to 783 code for a protein of 260 amino acids. Lineage: Eukaryota; Metazoa; Chordata; Mammalia; Dermoptera; Cynocephalidae. The transcript is spliced from 5 exons. Gene Ontology annotation, biological process: positive regulation of apoptotic process; proteolysis; negative regulation of oxidoreductase activity. The record is from RefSeq and is a predicted model, not a curated record.
AUGAGGAACUCCUACAAAUUUCUGGCAUCUUCUCUCUCAAUUGUCAUUUUUCUCCUGCUAAUUCCUGAAGAUGUCUGUGUGAAAAUUAUCGGAGGAAAUCAAGUAACUCCUCAUUCAAGACCCUACAUGGUCCUACUUAACGGAGAACACAUCUGUGCUGGUGCUUUGAUUGCAAAAGACUGGGUGCUGACUGCAGCUCACUGUGUCCUGAACAAAAAGUCCAAAGUUGUUCUUGGGGCUCACUCAAUAACCAAGAAUGAGCCAGAAAAACAGAUAAUGUUCAUUAAGGAAGAGUUUCCAUAUCCGUGCUAUGACAAGGACACACAUGAGGGUGAUCUUAAACUUCUGCGGCUGAACAAAAAAGCAAUAAUUAACAAAAACGUGACUAUCCUUCAUCUACCUAAAAAGGGGGAGGAUGUGAAGCCAGGAACCAAGUGUCAAGUUGCAGGGUGGGGGAAGUUUCACAAUAAGUCACCUCAGUCCGAUACUCUGAGGGAAGUCAAUGUCACCAUCAUAGACAGAAAAAUCUGCAAUGAUCAAAAGCACUAUAAUUUUCAUCCUGUGAUUGGACUGAACAUGAUUUGUGCUGGAAGCCUCCAAGGUGGAAAAGACACGUGCAAUGGAGACUCUGGAAGCCCGCUGCUGUGCGAGGGAACCUUCCGAGGUAUCACUGCCUUUGGCCUUCCCCAGAAAUGCGGAGACCCUCGAGGGCCUGGCGUCUACACUCUUCUCUCAAAGAAACACCUCAACUGGAUCAUUGAGACUAUGAAGGGGGCAGUUUAG